AAAUGAUAUUGCAUCGUUCAAAAAUUGCGCAGAAGGGGAGAGUCUAAAAGCGGAGAGUGCACGAGUUCUGCUUAACCGAUAGAUGUUUUUUUUUUCUGAUCUUGUAGCACGAACAUUUCCUCCACAUCCUAAUUGAAUAAGAUACAGAUGCAUUUCUCUGAAGGCUUUCAGACGUUCGUGAUAGUUCGAGAAUGGAAGAUAACCUCGUCUGGUGACGUUGGGGGAUCGUUCCUGGCGGUGUUUGCCCUAGCAGUCCUGUAUGAGUGCUUCAAGGGACUUCACUGUACACUACAACAACGCUUACGGAAUAGGAGUUACCGGUCGACAACCAGUGUUCUUAAGACGAGACUACAUACUUUUAUUAAAUGUCGUGACCUUGUGACGCAGUUUUCCAAAACGUGUCUCUUCGUAACCGAACUGGCUUUUGCUUACUUCUUGAUGUUGGUCGCUAUGACAUACAACACGUCUUUAUUUGCGGCUGUUGUUACCGGUCGAGGAGUGGGUUAUUUCUUGGCGACACCACUCGUUAAUACCUACAUCAUUAGUGACAAGGAGGGCAGCGAUUACAGGAAGUAUCGACGAGAUUCACAGUCAACAAUAAGAAAACGGGAGCCAUUGUUGAAAGGAACAGAUAUAUAACAGCAAAAUAACUCAGCAAACUGGACAGAAGGACCACUGAAUAACAAUAGUUUCAAGUCUAUUAUUCUAUCUAUUAUAUUUCCAUUUUUUUGAAGGUUGCAACGUUAUAGCGGGUGAGAGAACAUGCUAAAGUUUUUCUUGUUCCCUCAUGCCAGUAUAUUGUGCGAGCCAGGCUCUCGGUCUUUCUCAGGUUCCACGCUCUGUCACUGCAACCCAGCACGUCUUUUUUGCUUGUCUUCACUAACUGUGAGCCUGGUACAGGCUAAUGAAUAUCACUAGAGACUCCGAGUAAUCGCUUAAACAAGUAUGAAAUAAAACCAAACAUUAUGGUCUGUAC
Messenger RNA from Stylophora pistillata, 976 nucleotides. Its product is annotated as protein SLC31A2. The record is from RefSeq and is a predicted model, not a curated record. Gene Ontology annotation, cellular component: membrane. Gene Ontology annotation, biological process: copper ion transmembrane transport. Lineage: Eukaryota; Metazoa; Cnidaria; Anthozoa; Scleractinia; Pocilloporidae. Gene Ontology annotation, molecular function: copper ion transmembrane transporter activity.